AUGUUGUCAGGCGUUAAGAGUGUAGCCGUUAUCGGCGCCGGCCCUUCGGGUGCCAUUGCUGUUGAUGCCUUAAUGCAAGAGAAGGCUUUCGAUGUGGUCCGUGUUUUUGAACGCCAGGAAAAGGCUGGUGGAUGCUGGGUCUCAAGAGAUGAUGAGCCUCCCCGGCAACUCAAUUUUGACGGAUUAGCAGCCCGCACCGCAGAUGCUGCAUUGAAGAUCCCUGACCAGCUGCCAUGCCGAACCCCGGCAGUGACGCAGGAUCGUUUCACAGACUCCCCUGUCUACCCCGGACUGGAGACGAACGUGGAUGCGGGGGUCAUGUCUUACUCCCAAGAGCCGAUCCCCACUAUUCGGUCUCAGUGGUCGAUUGAUCGUCAUGGCCCGGAGACCCCGUUCCGCCAUCACACUGUCAUCCGGCAGUACAUCGAGGACCUCUUAAUUAAGAAAGGUCAUGGCGGUCUUGUUGAAUAUCACACGACCGUCGAGCAGGCGAUCAAGGAUCCCAAGACCCAGAAAUGGACACUGACCCUGCGCCGUAGAGAGCUCGAUAAUGAGAGUCCAUCGGAUUACUGGUGGACUGAGGAAUUUGAUGCGGUGGUGGUUGCUUCAGGCCACUACGCAGUGCCUUAUAUCCCAGCCAUUCCCGGCUUGGAAGAGUUCGCGAAAGCAUACCCUCGUAGCGUCGAACAUACUAAGCAUUACCGAGGACCAGAGACCUACCGAGGAAAGAAAGUCAUCACAGUCGGCGCAUCAGUCUCCGCCGCAGACACGGCAGUCAGUCUCAUCGAUAGCGCGCAAACUCCCAUCCACGCUGUAGUCCGCGGCCGCUACAACGUCUUCUUCGGCGACGAAGCCUUCAAACACCCAAAAAUCCAACGCCGAGCCCCAAUCUCACGCAUCACCACCAAAGAUCGGACUGUGCAUUUCGAAGAUGGCACCUCCAUCAGCGACGUCGACCAUAUUAUCUUCGGAACAGGUUUCACCUGGACACUACCUUUCCUCCCACAGGUGUCAACACGUAGUAAUCGCGUUCCCGAUUUAUACCAGCAUGUCUUCUACCGCCAUGACCCCAGCCUUGUCUUCAUCGGAGCCGUAGGCGCAGGUCUAACCUUCAAGGUAUUCGAAUGGCAGGCUGUUGCGGCAGCACGUAUCCUUGCAGGCAGGGGCACGUUGCCUUCGGUAAGCGAGCAGGAGAAUUGGGAGACAGACCGGAUCGCGCAGAAAGGUGAUGGGCCGGCAUUCACAGUGGUCAAUCCCGAUUUCAGGGCGUAUUUUGAAGAGCUUCGCCGAAUUGCGGGGGAGCCGGGGGAGGGUAUGCCUGGGCGGCGACUGCCUCCGUUUGAUCAGAAAUGGGUGGAUGAUUUUGAUGCCGGACAUGAGCGUAGGAAGAAGAUGUGGAAGCGGGCUAAUCGGGAAGCGAAACUUUAG
Molecule: messenger RNA, 1428 nt
Organism: Penicillium longicatenatum
Lineage: Eukaryota; Fungi; Ascomycota; Eurotiomycetes; Eurotiales; Aspergillaceae
Exons: 3
Coding region: 1-1428 (475 amino acids)
Molecular function (GO): flavin adenine dinucleotide binding; N,N-dimethylaniline monooxygenase activity; NADP binding
Source: RefSeq, a predicted model, not a curated record